Astrephomene gubernaculifera is the source of this 3679-nucleotide messenger RNA. Lineage: Eukaryota; Viridiplantae; Chlorophyta; Chlorophyceae; Chlamydomonadales; Astrephomenaceae. The record is from the annotation of a GenBank genome assembly.
UAUACUUAUAGUUAUAUAGCACCGGUUACAAUGACAAGAGAACUGAAGCCGCUGCUAUUGGCGGCUUCAUUAGCGCUGCUGCUGGGCGCUGCGAGCGCUAUAAAGGUUAGGGACCCUCUGAGCGGUCGCGAGGGCUACCAGCACCCAGGAGUGGGCCGACGCAGGCUCGCUGCAGGCACUUGCGGAGGAUUCUCUGCAUGCCCGACGGCCACCCAAGCCGCCCAGAUGAUUGUGGGCACCAAUCCGGACCUCACCGUUAGCAAUGCCAUCUUUUCCAAGGGCGUCUGCUCUUCCACCCAGGCCCAGUGGGGCAUUAUCCAACCCACGGCUUGGAAUAGUGGUCAUGAAAUGGCAUCCUGGUUCCCGAAAGGUGCCUUUGUAAUGAGCUCUGGAGACGCAAGUGCCGGUAACUGCGUUUCCAACACCCUUGACUAUUACACCAUGCUUAUCGGCGGCGGUGGUGAUGCUAACCUCAACAGCCUCAUUCCAGCUUACACGACGUACGAUGCCGUCGCGCUCGAGUUCACAGUCACCGCGCUCAAGGACGGCUUGCUUGUCUUUAAAUAUGCUUUUGGAAGUGACGAAUACACGGAGUGGGUGGGCACCGCUUUCAACGACGUCUUCGGCUUCUUCAUCGCGCCAGCCGGCCAGGCCAUCACCACCGGACACAACGUCGCAGUUGUCAAGGGCACCGCCAACACACAGGUUUCCAUCAACAAUGUCAACCAGCACAGCCACACGGAGCUCUGGAACAACAACAAGCUGGGCACCGGGGCAAACAAGAAGCUCGAGGCCGACGGCUACACCAACCUGCUCAACACGCAGGGCUACCCGGUCACAGCGGGGCAGCAGUACUCCUUCAAGCUCGCCAUCGCAGAUGCAGGCGACCAGAUCCUGGACUCCUGGGUGUGGAUUGCGGGUGACUCGCUGCAGGUGGACGACCGGCCCGUCGCCAAUAACACCGACAGCACUCCAAACUGUACGACAAAGGUGAUCACUCUAAACGCAACUACAUCCUACGACCUGGAUGUUGACGACAUCCUGGCGUACACCUGGACCCUGAAGGCGCCCUGCUACCCCACCGUCACCGCCACGGGAGCUGUCGCCAAGAUCAACCUAGCCCAGCUUGCUGACGGCGUCACCUACACCGCCACCCUCACUGUCACCGAUUCGAGCGACGUAGAGGACAGCAAGACCUUCCCCCUGCCCGUGCCCGCGGGUUGCGGCGGCGUCAACAUCCCCACCACAUGUGGCAGUGUGGUCAAGGGAGCCCCACUCACGCCCUUUGCGCCGCCACCGCCGCCGCCACCACCGCCGCCGCCGACGCCUGUGGGUCAAGUGAACGUGGAGGCCGGGUCAGCUGCUGUGGUGGAGUGUGGGGGCUCGUUGUUCAUGACCAUUGGUGCGGCAGCCGACGAGGCACUGCAGCUGAUUGCCAGCAACUACGAUUUCGCGGGUGGUUACACGGUGUACUACAUCUGGCAGCUGUACGACAUCUUGGAUCCUAGCUUCGACAACCCGCUUGCCAGCGUCACCACCACCGAGCCCUUUGUGUACUUCAGCUCGGCUGAUCUGGGCUCCGAUGGCCGUUCGUUGAAGAAGUACAAGGUGUUGGUCGAUGUUACUGAUUCUGACCAGUGGGACAGCGGCAACGGCAAAAUCAGUGACACCCAGACCUUCGUGCAAGUCCUGCAGUGCCCCAUCCAGCCAGCCGACCCGCUGCCUGUGGUCGCAUUCGACAGUGUAGCAAGCCCGGAGUCCUUCACCGUAGAUUGCGGCGCCGUUAUUGUGUUGGAUGCCACUGCGGCUUUCAACUGGGCAGCUGCCAAGUACGGCAGCAGUGGCAAGACGCGCAUCUUCCGUUGGCAGUUGGUUUCUGGAGACGGUGUGGUGGCACUGACGUUUGACUCGAACACCGCCAAGACCAACUUCGAUGGCCCGGCGCUUGCCUGGGCGGGUACCAUCAACGCUGGAUCGUUCUACACGUUGCUGCUCAAGGUUUAUAUUGACGGACAUGACUUUGACAACGACAACUGGGAAACCAAGAUGUCGGUUGUGCCAGGCUGCCCAGAGCCAGUCGCCAACCCGCCGCCUCCGCCCAGCCCUCCUUCCCCUCCGCCGCCGCCCAACCCCAAGCCCCCGAAAUCCCCUCCCCCGCCGCCGCCAUCUCCCAGGCCCAAGCCACCUACCUCCAGCCCGCCUCCGCCACCCAGCCCCAAGCCUCGCAGCCCUCCUCCACCCAGUCCGCCCCCGCCGCCGCCACCCAAAAGCCCCCCUCCCCCUCCACCACCCAGCCCCAAGCCGCCGCCUCCCCCGAGCCCAAAGACCUCGAGCCCUCCCCCUCCACCUCCCCCUAGCCCCAAGCCGCCUCCACCUCCUAGCCCCAAGCCGCCUCCACCUCCCAGCCCCAAGCCCUCCAGUCCUCCCCCUCCCCCACCUCCCAGCCCCAAGCCCCCCAGUCCUCCCCCUCCUCCUCCCCCCAGCCCAAAGCCGGCCCCACCACCUCGCCCCAAGCCGCCUCCACCUCCUAGCCCCAAGCCGCCUCCACCUCCUAGCCCUCCACCACCUUCCAGUCCCAAGCCUACCAGCCCUCCCCUACCACCACCCGCCAUCAAGCUACCCACCCCGCCGCCCCCUAAAAAGAAAACCGGUUAAAUGCCCCAACGAUUUUGACUUUGGCAUAUGGCAACAUCGAUGGCACGAUGAGCAGCGGACCGCAGGGCUGCAGCACGGACUGCCAACAACGUGAUUCAAUGCACGAGGAAAUUGAAGCCGACGAAAAAUGAAAUCUAAGAGGAUGUCUCCUUAAGCCCAUGGAUAAUACAUGCUUGCACGCAGAGCCUCGCAGAUCCUUUGUCGUACUGCGUUCAACAGAUGCGCAUACAUGGUCAUGCACCAUCCGUGCUCAACAAAACACAGGGGGAUUUAUUACUGCCAUUUGCGCUCGCAUACAUUUGUAUUCGGCCAACGUGUUGACUUGGAACGCUGUCUCGCAUGCCAUACGCGCUUGGUCUUGAUCCCCUUUCCAACAUAGCAUCUGCCGGUGUGCCUGCGUGCAAGCUCGUGCGCAUGUGCACAAGCUCGAUAUAAUUGGACACGGAUGAGGAACUCCUUCCGGAUGUGUACGAACGAUGGGGAAGCAUAGGCGGUGGGAGAGUGAAAAAUGCGUGGUGGCAGAGUUGGGGGGCCUCGAUGUGCGUCGUAAAAGUAUGUUGGCAGCGUGCGACUUGCCGAGUAUCGGCAGGACCUUAUCCUCCGUGGCGAGAUGUUGGUCGAGAUUGCGUCUUGCAGCCUUAUUCAACCUUCUAGGGGCAAGUUUCCGGUGUUGCGGUUGCAUUAUGUGCACCAGUAUGUUCGCAUUUGUCGAAGCACGAGGCGUUGUCAUGAGAAUUGCAACAGGUGGCAUAAAGGCUUUCACGGUUUUGCUUCUGACUGGAGUUUCUAUUCCCUAACAGCGCUUUAAUGAGUGUUGCCGGUGAGGCUGUUAAAGCGGUUAGGCUUUGUCAUACGUUUGGAUCAGUUGCUCGCUUACCGGUUAUGCUUAGCUAAUAAUGCUGCGAGGCCAAGUAAGACUCUUUCUCUCCUGUCAACAAGGGUCGCACCACCAGGGCCCUUCAUGCUCGCACGUCUGGAAGGUCAGCAACAGCCCCUUCCCUCUUCUGUAACCUGUACCUCUGCC